Messenger RNA from Lodderomyces elongisporus, 1722 nucleotides. It is a transcript of the gene ARX1, whose product is annotated as putative hydrolase. The record is from RefSeq and is a predicted model, not a curated record. Lineage: Eukaryota; Fungi; Ascomycota; Pichiomycetes; Serinales; Debaryomycetaceae. Bases 1 to 1722 code for a protein of 573 amino acids. The transcript has a single exon.
AUGCAAGUUGCAGUUCAUCAAGAUGAUGCUGAUAUCUUGCUUAAGCAAAGAAAUGUGCUUGACGAAUCAAUAGCUGAGAAAUACAGAGUUGCAGGACAAAUUACGCAAACUGGUCUUCAGUACCUCAUCUCUUUGAUCAACAACAGUUAUCAUUUGCAAACCACGGCGAAAUUAACCAUCCAGCAGUUAUGUUUGUUAUCAGACUCCUUUUUGAUGGAGUUGUUGUCCAGACAAUAUGUCAACAAAGUCAAUGAAAAGGGUAUCGCUACUCCAACAACAAUCAAUGUUAAUGAGUUAGUGAAUGGAUUUGCACCCGAGAUCGAUGAUGAUCGGGAAUUUUACUUUAAAGAAGGUGACGUGGUUACAAUCAGCUUGGGUGUACAGAUUGAUGGCUACACUUCACAAGUGAGCCAUUCCUUGGUGAUAUACCCGGCAAACCCGGUUGAGCAAAAGCCAAUGGGUCCACUUUUGGGCAAUAAUGCAGAUGCCAUUUGUGCUACACAUGCAGCAACAGAGGCGACUAUUGCGCUUUUAGGAUGUUCAUUGUCACCCGAGAAGUUACCGCAAAGCUUGAAAAAUGUAUCUAACCAAAUCACAGGUACACAAAUUCGUCAGCUUGUGGAUGCCAUUGCUGAAGCAUUUAAUUGUGUUGUGGUUCCCGGUUCAAAAGUGAGAAGAGUUAGGAGGUUCCUUGCAGGACAAGCAGAAGGUGUUGUUGCUGAGCGUGAUUUCAAGGGUGUUGUUUGGGAUGAGUCGCACCAAGAGAGCCAGUUGUUGAAUAGAACUGGUAUCAACACAUCACUGAGUACAGACAUUGUCAGUGCAUCAUCAAAACCUGUUGACUCGACUGCCCGUCAAACAGCUGUUCCUUCUGAUGAAUUUGUAGUUAUUCCGGGCGAGGUUUACCAAGUCGAUAUUCGUAUGAGUGGGUUGAGGAAUGGCGAGAGUGAUCAACAGCAGUUGGGUAUAGUUACUACCGAGGAGAUUGAUCAUUUUACUGGAAAGAAUUAUAAGAAGGAGGAUUUCAACGCCAAGGCGUCCAUUUUUAUUAGAGAUUUUGCCAUUGUACACCAGUUGAAAUUGAAGACAGCAAGGAAACUUUUGGGCGAUAUUGAUAGGUCAUUUUCAGUUUACCCAUUCAAGUUGGAUUUUGCUAGUAAGUCAUUCCCUGUUAAUGUUGAGGCCACUGAGGAAUCUAUUAGACAGCUGAUAGAAGAGAUCAAGGAAGAGAUCAAGAGUUUUAGAUUGGGUUCUGCUGAGCUCAUCAACCGUCAUCUUAUACAAUCGAAGCCAAUCCAGAUUACCAAGUUCAUUCCAUUGAAGGAGAUUUUGUUGAGUGCCAAUCCUACUGGUAAGCAUGGUAUUGAUCCAAGCAAGCCUGUGCUUCCAGGAAUGGAAAUUCCCUUGCCACAAUUGGGGAUGUCUUCAAUUAAGCUUAAAUCAUUAUUAAAGACCGGAGUCAACAUUACAAAUGUUAGAGAAUCGUCAACAAUUCUUAUCAACGAGUCUAAGCAGGAAGUGUAUAGAUUAAACGGUGGUAAUGCGACUGCUAGAAUGAGCUGGGUGCAUUCCAAAUACCAGUUGCCCGAAGACUUGCUCAGCGUUGUUAAUCAUUUGAUCCAAUUGACCAAGGAUAGCCGAUUUGGUAUCAAGGUUAAGGAAGUUGGGCCAUACAAGAUGAAGCAACACAAUUUGGCAGUUGAGUCUAUGCAAAUAGAUUAG